Molecule: messenger RNA, 7692 nt
Organism: Thunnus maccoyii (southern bluefin tuna)
Lineage: Eukaryota; Metazoa; Chordata; Actinopteri; Scombriformes; Scombridae
Gene: wwc1
Product: WW and C2 domain containing 1
Exons: 23
Coding region: 982-4398 (1138 amino acids)
Biological process (GO): cell migration; negative regulation of organ growth; regulation of DNA-templated transcription
Cellular component (GO): cytoplasm
Molecular function (GO): molecular adaptor activity; kinase binding
Source: RefSeq, a predicted model, not a curated record
UCGCUACCGGAAGCCACAGUGAAUAUUUGGGACUUGACAGCCGCAGACCGGCCGAAGUCAUCGGGACUGGGAAAACACUUUACCGCCGCUGCCGCUUCCCUCCCGUCCGGGUUCAAACAGAAAUAACAGCCGAGUUUGUGGCGGAUUUAACGGAUUUUAACGGCUGUUGCUUCGCCCGUCGCCUCGCUUCUCUCAGCGGCUGUUCGGACUGUUCGUUCCCCGGCGGGCUGGCGGCUAGCAUCGGUUACUGCUGCUAAACAUGGUGGCCUGUAGGCAGGCAGAAGAGACGAGCCCAGUCUGGGGAUGUUUAGAGGCUUUUUAAAGGCACUUUGGCGGCGUGUGCCGUGAAGCCCGCCGCUGUGGACACGGUAACGUCCUCCUGUUUCUGUUUUUCUUUUUUUUUAAUUCUUCAGGACUUCGACGUGAAAGCUGCAUUUUUCUGUUUACGUUGAAAACCGAGCAGCAGCAGCAGCAGCAGCAGCAGCAGCGGACCGUCCGUGUUUUGUGAACCGUGGAUAAUUGUAGUUUACUUCAACAAAAAAAAAGAAAAAGUCACCAGGAAAACUUACCCCCCACCCCCUCCCACUAAGAUUUGUGGAAAAAGUUGCAAAACAUGCGCUCACAACUGGAAAAACACUUCAAACAGCACCACGGUUAAGUUUAAUGACCUGAUGUGUUGAUAUUGAAUGACCUGACGCUCUCACACAGGAAUGAAUCGGUGCACAAGUGCAGCCUGCAGGAACUAUUUUACCCUCUGAAAUAGUUGCUUUUAACUGCUCUUCCUUCACUGUUAAUCUGUGGAUUAUUAUGGAUUAUUAUUAUGGCCUAAUCCAAACCGCGCCAGACCGGGAAUUUUGGGAAUAACUGCUGAUUUCGUUGUUGAUGAUGGUGAUGAUGAUGAUGAUGACAGAGAAAAGCGAUGGUUUCCCUUCGUUAUGAUUUUGAGUAGAGAGGAGUUCAUUACAUGGAGACUCGCCUGACAUGCCAAGGAAGGAGUUGCCACUACCUGAGGGUUGGGAGGAAGCCAGAGACUUUGAUGGCAAAGUCUAUUAUAUUGACCACAUUAACCAGUGCACGAGCUGGAUCGACCCCAGAGACAGACAGACGAAGCCUCUAACGUUUGCUGACUGCAUCGGAGAUGAGCUGCCGAUCGGCUGGGAGGAGGCGUACGACCCCGUCGUCGGAGCGUACUAUGUCGACCACAACACCAAGAGCACCCAGCUGGAGGACCCGCGGGCCCAGUGGCAGCGGGAACAGGAGGCCAUGCUGCGGGACUACCUGGCCGUGGCCCACGACGCGCUCAGCGCCCAGAAGGAGAUCUACCAGGUGAAGGAGCAGAGGCUCCGCCUGGCGCAGCAGGAGUACCGGCAGCUCAACGACGCGUGGAGGGACAAGUCCACGUCGCAGACCAGCUUGAACUCCAGGUCGUCCUCUUCCAGCAAGUAUGACCCUGAUAUCCUAAAAGCAGAAAUAUCCACAGCUAAAAGUCGGGUGAAUAAGCUGAAGCGGGACCUGGCCUGCAUGAAGCAGGAGCUGCUGUACAAAGAACAAGGCUUCGAGACGCUCAAAGAGAUCGACCAGAAGGUGUCCAACAGCCCGUACGGCUACAAGCUGCAGGAGGCGCAGGCCAUCCUCAGCGAGGUGCGCUCCAUCCGAGACGCCAUCAGCUCCGGGGAGAAGGAGAAACAGGAGCUCAUGCAGAAACUGGCGGUGUUGAAAGACGGUUUCCAGCUGGACUCGGGUUCGCAGCAGGAGCUGUGGGGCAGCAGUCCCUCGCUCGCCAACUCGGAGCUGUCCAUCCCUCGGCUCUACUCCGACGCCGGCUCCCAGACCGACAUCCCCGCCGAGUUCAUGACCAGCACCAACAAACUGGCAGAGAAGGUUCGUCUGAGUCUGAAGUACGAGGAGGCCAAGAGAAGGAUCGCCACCAUCGAGGUGCAGAUCGCCAAACUGGACAGCGAGGCGUGGCCGGGGCUGCUGGACCCGGAGCGAGACCGCCUCAUCCUCAUCAACGAGAAGGAGGAGCUGCUGAAGGAGCUGCAGUACGUCAGUCCCCGACAACGCCUGGAGCCCAACGACGCCCAGAAGCUGGAGUCCGAGAAGAAACGUCUGGAGAGAGACCUGCAGGCCGCCAGAGACAACCAGAGCAAGGCUCUGACGGAGAGGUUGCGGCUUCACUGCAAGAGGAACAAGCUGGUCAGAGAGCUGGAGGAGAUGGUUCGACUGGCCACGUCACUACACACUCAACUCAAAAGCUUGUCGACCAGCACUCUGUCCUGCUCGUCCGGCAGCAGUCGAGGCUCUCUGACAUCCAGCCACUGCUCGCUGGCCACCACCUCCAGCAUGGGCUCCACUUCCUCCCUCAGUUUCACCGACAUCUACCUGGAGCAGCCCGAGCUGGCCGACCCGGACUUCCAGAACAAGCUGGACAGCCUCCUGCAGGAGGGCGGCCAGGGAGGCUACCGGCCCUCCAGCUCCAUCACCACCAUACACGAACACGAGGUGGUGACGGGAGGUACAGGAACAGGAGGAGGAGGAGGAGGAGGAGGAGGGGAGGCGGGGUCGUCCAGGAUCCAGGCGCUCAGACUUUCAGAAACCCCUCGCUCCAUGAGCUCCUUGUCGCCGCGGUCGUCUCUCUCCUCGCUGUCGCCGCCGUGCUCGCCGCUGGUCACAGACACUAGUUUCCUGUCUGGCGAGGCCUUCGCCGGCCAGACGGGGCCCGGCGGGUUGGGACUGGAUCUGGAGCUCCACAGCAGGCUAGCAGAGCUGGAGCUCAGCCUGGACUCUCAGGAGCAGCAGCGGCGGGAGGAGCACGGAGGUCCCGGCGGGCUGGACGAGAAGCAGAACCACAACGCCACGCUGGGAGAGGAGGUCAAAGACUCGGCUCCCCAGCUGCGAGGGACGGGGGCGGGGCCAAAGAAGAUGGGCGUGACCUCGGCGGUGUCUGACGAAUCAGUGGCCGGUGACAGCGGCGUGUACGAGCCCUCGGAGCGCAAGCCGGGCCUCCCUGCAGACCUCCUCCUGGGCUCCGACGAGGAGCGGUUGGUACUGGGCUGCUCUCAGGUGCAACUGGGAUUCCGCUACGAGUCCAGAGACCAACGUUUCACCGUCUACAUCAUGCAGCUGUCCAACUGCAGCGCCCUCUGUCUGCCGGCUGACCAGAAAGUGUACGUGCGUGCCGUGGUGCUGCCCUGCGUGGAGGCCACGCGCUGCCUGUUCAGGACACGCGGCUCUCUGCCUCAGGACGUCGUGGAGAUCAACGAGGUGUUCGGCAUGCAGAUAUCCCACAGUGCACUGCGGCAGAAGACCCUGAGGAUCGACGUCUGCAACACCAGCAAGUCGGGCCACGAGGAAUGUCUGGCCGGAGCCCAGAUCAGCCUGGCUGACGUCAGCUGUUCGGAGGAAAGAUGCACCAAGUGGUACAACCUGCUGAGCCGCGCCUUCAUGCCCGAGAUCAACAACAAGAACAAAGAGAGCCGAGCAGCCGGCGGCUCCGACACGACUCGUGUUUUCAGCAGCGACAGAGUCGGAGCUGAUGAUGAGUGGCACGGCGAACCUCUGGACAUGUUUGAUGAUGAAGAAGGAAAUGGCGUGGAGGGUGAAGGGCCUCUGGAGGAGGACGAGUUUUAUCCUGACAGCAGCCAAUGGGAAGCAGCAGAAGAAGAAGAGGAGGAGGAGAAGGUGACCAAACCGCCUCCAACGGCAGCCAUCACAGAAAAGGUGAACAAAGAGACGAGUAUGGACGGCAUGUCGUCUCAUCACUGUUCGGUGGUUCGGCCCAAGGAGCGCCGCCCGGACGUCCCCCACCAGAACCUCUUCAUGAGGGGGAACACCAUCAUCCGCUCCAAGACCUUCUCCCCCGGCCCUCAGAGCCAGUACAUCUGCAGGAUCAACCGCAGCGACAGCGACAGCUCCACGCUCUCCAAGAAGUCUCCGUUUGUCCGAAACGCCUCCGAGAGACGCAGCAUGAGAAUGAAGAAGCCUCCUGUGCAGGUUAAAGGUCUGGACGGUCUGCUGAGGACCUCUCUGGACCUGGAGUUGGACCUGCAGGUGUCCAGGACGCGGCAGGCCCGGCUGACGCAGGAGCUGCGGGUGCUGCGGGAGCUGAAGACGCAGCUGGAGAAGGCGAGGCAGCAGGGCCAGAGAGAGCUGCCGGCCUGGGUCCAAGAAGACGAACGCUUCCGCCUCCUCCUCAAGCAGGCCGAGAAACAGACUCGAGAGGAGCAGCUGCAGGAGAAACGGGUGGAGAAGAUGAUGAGGGCAGCAGCGAAGGACGUCCACAAGAUCAGGGGCCAGAGCCGCAAAGAGGUCCCUGAGGUCCAGACCUUCAGAGAGAAGAUGGCGUUCUUCACACGAGCAAAGACCAGCAUCCCCGACCUGCCGGCUGACGACGUGUAGAGAAGCAUUUCAAAGUAUUUCUUCCUCCCUGAUUCUUAACCUGCUGUUCUCAAAGAAAUGAAGCAAAUGUUUGGCGGUGCUAUGAAGAAUUUUAAGAUAUAUAUCUGUAUAUAUAUGUAUAUAUGUAUGUAUAUAUACAUAUAUGUGUAUAUAUAUAUGUAUAUAUACAUAUAUAUAUACACAGAAAGUGUCUGAAUUCAUGUUAUUUUCUGUUCUCUAUAUAUAUAUCUAUAGAACUAAUUUUUCCCACUAUAUAUUAGUAGGAAAAAAAACACAUUGAAAACCAUGAAGAAACCAUUUUAAAGAGCUCAGCAUUACUAAUGUGGAUAGUUUCUGUUUGUGAAUUGGUGACGGCACUGCUGGAGCUUUUUUUUUUUUCAUUUUUUAUUUUUAAUUCCAUACUCUCUUCUACUUUGUUGUUUUGGCGUUGUGUCUCUGUUACUAACAUGCUGUUUAUUGGCUCUUAGGUGUUUUUAAAAUCAUUCCAGCACAAAGUCACACUGCUGCACAUGUGCAUACAAAGAGUUUUUUGUACUAAAAUGACACUUUUGGACAAAAAAAAAAAAAAAAAAAGUAUCGUUAGCACAAAAUGAAAUCAAACAAUGGUACUAAAGCGAAAUAAGCAACUUAAAUAUCUAUACUUACAGAGAUAUUUAAUAUUGAUCUUCAAGUUAUGUGUUUUUAAAGCAUUUUGAAAACAAACACUUUAUACGCAGACAAACAUACAAGCACACACUGCAUUUUUUUUUUAAUUUUAUGUUUUUAAUGUAAUUUUCUCGUGUACAGGCGCUCGUAAAACAUGAAUAUAGAUCCUUGGUUCUUGUUUAACAGUCUGUUAUAAAGUCACUACGAUUUAUUUUCACUACAAAGUUUAAGAAGAGGAGAUAUUUCAACAUCAAACUUUAUUUCUCGUUGCUAUUUGUACGACUUCUUAAGUAGUCUUGAAACAACAAUUUGAACGGUUAGUUACACAUCACGUUGUUCUUCUUCUGUUAUGUUUCUGACAGAAGCGUGUUUGCUGCCCCCCGGUGGUCGAUACACGUGUCGGGACUUGUAGUAUUAAAACACACCUGCUGUUACCACCCGUGACCACAGGUGGCGCCAAAUCAACCAGGACUGAAAUCUUACAGAUAAUAACUUUAAUAUCUCCAAAUCAAACACGAACAGAAACUGUGUUUUUGUGUAAAAUAAGCGAGUCGAUCCCCCCCCCUGAAGCUUGUCUGGCGCACAGAUGAUUUGUAAAUAUUCAGCACGCCUUCUGUUUUAGCUCCGACCGACACACUACAUGGUAACGGAGAGGAAAACUGGAAGUGUGUCUUUGCUUUAUGAACAUUAUGAGUAAAGAAAGAAGUUGUUUUAAAAAAAAGAAAAAGGUCACGUUUAAUGAACUGGAUCUGAUUGUAAUUUUUUUUUUAAAUGAUCUGCGAGUCGAGAUCCAACGGCGGGUUUAUCAGAAGCGAGAUUCUCGUCUCAUUUUAGGUCUAAAAUAAAAAAAGUCAUCAUGAUUGUUUCUCACUAGUUACACACACACACACUUAACAAGGUGUACAAACAGCACUAACUCUCACUAACACUCAGGUAGUUGAUCGGAUAGUCUGCACUUUAAGAAACUUGAGGUAAAAGUUAAAAAAAAAAAAAAAAAAGGAAAAAAAGAAACUUGAUGUGGGUUUUUUGGAAGCCUUUGCCUCACGCUGGAAUAUUGUUGAUUGUUGAAGCACACGAUGAUUGUUAAAACACACAGGAAGUGAAGAUCAAAUGUAUUUUCGAUGACUGUGAACUUCUUACUGAUUGUAUAAUUGUUUGACUCGAAGUAACUAAAACAAAACAAAAACACCCAGAUGAGAAAAAUUGACCAGCAGCUGCCGGCCAAUAGGAAGAUCACAGCCCUACUUUGCUUCUUAAGGCUCCUGUUCUUCACUCUGAUUGGCUGGUUGAAAUAUUCCUAAUAUGUCAGUUUUUAUUCUCCCCUCUGUUUCCACUCUGUAACUGGAUAUUUUAGAUUCAUAUCUGAGUCGCUCUCAUGUCUCUUAAUAACUGGACGUUCUGUAGCUGUUAGCGCGGUGCCCCAGCGAAACUGAACAUCCUCAUUUCUUCACAUCCAAGUAUUUAAAGCUGCUUUAAUAGAUAUUUUUAUAUUAAUAAAGGAUUAAAUGCAAGGAGUUUCUCAUAGUGAAGAACUUAUAGAGAUUUAUCACCCGACUCUUCAGCUCCCGUCAGCUCUGUGAUGCGUUUUAGCGUCUUUCAGCUCAUUGUUUUGGGUUUUGGUUCAUUCUCAAUAAUAUUUAAUACUAUUUUACAACCAAUGAUAAAAAGGUAAAUCGUAGUAGUUCAGGGUGGACUACCUAAAUUAAUGAGAAGAUAGUUAGUUCCUCUUCCUCUUGAAGAGGAACUAAAGUACAGCAAGUCGACUGUUCGAUGACGUUCUGUCAUCAUUUCGUUGAGCCACAGGAAGCUGCGCCCAGCUCGUACUGAUACCGACGAAUAAACUUAGCGGUUUCAUAGAAAAAUGAAUCACAGACUGUGUCAGACAUGCUGGGGCUGUCUGUGAUUCGGACUCUUUUCCUCGAUAGCAGUUCACUGUCUUGCUGGGUCACCGUGCUGAACGUGUAUUCUGGGUACGUUGUGGUAAAUCCACCACAAAGCACAAACCGCUCAUCCAAUCGUCUUUCCCAUUCCCGGUGACGCCUUCACUCUGAGGCUGUGAAGCUGCUGCUGUCAUUCCAGAUGUUUUCCCUUCAUUUUUCAGCUGUGUUAGUUCAUGUGUUUCCUUUGGUGUGUGUUUAUGUUUUAAAACCAACACAGGAAGUUGAUAUUUCCCCCGAUCUCCAGAAAAGUCUGCAAAUUAAAAUCUGUCUUUUGUUUUCUUGAUGAAUAAAUACUGUAAAUGUUUUUAAUCCACGCAAAUGGAAAGAAAAUCACAACACGUUCAGGUAGAAGUAGGAAUAUUUUGCACAAGUAAAUAUCAACACAAAUAUACAAUCAAACACUAAACUCGAUGAUGGGAACUGAAUCAACCGUUGUGAGGACGUUCACACUGCAGGAACUAAUUUAUAUCACAUCAUAUUCAUGUUUUUCAAUAAUAUCAGUCUGAACAGUCGCCUUCCUGAUCAGCAACUAUUCUCAUAAUUGAUUAAAGUAAUUUUUCAUGCAAAAAUAUGAUCUCACCCCAUCAAUUUGCCCAUUUCUUUGUCACAUGUGAUAAUUAGGGCUACAACUACCAAUUAUAUUCAUAUUUUUGAUCACUUUCUUGAUUAAUUGAUUUGUGGUUUUGUCUAAAAUAUCAUAAAAUAGUUU